Wyeomyia smithii (pitcher-plant mosquito) is the source of this 920-nucleotide messenger RNA. Its product is annotated as protein D3-like. Lineage: Eukaryota; Metazoa; Arthropoda; Insecta; Diptera; Culicidae. The transcript has 2 exons. The coding region runs from base 137 to 811 and encodes 224 amino acids. The record is from RefSeq and is a predicted model, not a curated record.
CUUAUGACUGGAGCGACAUUGGAUUGUCAUUUUUUCAUUUCGUGGCUUUCGAAGUGAUUGGACGAGUUGAUCAACGCUGUUCUCGCUAUCAGUGCACGCAAAUUGUGAUAAGCGCUAAACUUCGAACUGAACAACCAUGUCGUCUAGCGCCUUAGAGCUCACUAUUACGUUGGUGUGUAUUCUAGCGCAAUUCAUCAGUCGUUCCUCCGCUGCUACAAGUGAUGCUAAUGAAUCUGUAGCUAUGACGGUGCAGAAAAUAUUUUCCGACCAUGAAGUUAUUCCGGACGUGAUUGACGCUGCACCCGCUGAGUUGGCCAAGAUCAGCUAUCCAAGUGGAGUGGUGGCAAACGGCGGCAAUGAGUUGACUCCAACACAAGUUAAGGAUCAACCACAGAUCGAGUGGUCGGCGGAAGCGGAUUCUUACUACACCCUGUUUAUGGUGGAUCCGGAUGCACCGCGUAGAACGGAACCGAAGUUUCGUUCGGUCUGUCACUGGUUUGUGGGGAACAUCCCGGGUAGCAAUAUCGACGAUGGCGAUCACCGCAUCGCGUUCGCUGGAUCUGGUCCGCCGCAGGGCAGCGGUUUGCAUCGGUACGCUUUUCUGAUCUAUAAACAGAACGGUAAAAUCGAUCUGUCCGAUGCACCUCGCACAUCGAAUCGAAGCCGUAACCAUCGGCUGAAUUUUCAACAUAAGGAUUACGUGAAGAAGUACGGAUUGACCGACCUGGUCGCUGGGAAUUUUUACCAGGCCCAGUAUGACGAAUAUGUUUCAACUCUACACGCGCAGCUGUCAUCGGAAAAAUCGAAUUGAAUCAUGUUCUGGCGGUAGAAAUAUAGAAUAAUAUUUUGUAGUAGUAGUGCGCUCUGAUUUUGUUACAUAGCCCAAUGAUUUUGAAGAAUAAACACUUUUUAAACUAAAA